AUGACGCUUAUCCUACUACAGCUCAGUCACAGUUCCACACGACAUUCAUCCUACUACAGCAACCUACGACAGGUCAGUCGCAGUACCACACGACACUCAUCCUGCUACAGGUACAUAAAUAAGUCGGUAGAGGAGCUGGAUGAGGAGGUGGAGUAUGACAUCGAUGAAGAGGACUACAUCUGGCUGGACAUCAUGAAUGACAAACGACGUAGUGACGGGGUGACGCCCAUCCCCCAGGAGGUGUUUGAAUACCUCAUGGACCGGCUGGAGAAGGAGUCCUACUUCGAGAGCCACAACAAGAUGGACCCUAGCGCCCUGAUCGAUGAAGAUGCCGUCUGCUGCAUCUGUAACGACGGCGAGUGUCAGAAUAGCAACGUGAUCCUGUUCUGUGACAUGUGUAACCUGGCCGUACACCAGGAGUGUUAUGGUGUGCCCUACAUCCCUGAGGGCCAGUGGCUGUGUCGGCGCUGCCUGCAGUCCCCUAGCCGGGCCGUCGACUGUGCCCUAUGCCCCAACAAGGGUGGAGCUUUCAAACAGACGGAUGACGCACGCUGGGCCCAUGUGGUGUGUGCCCUCUGGAUCCCUGAGGUGUGUUUUGCCAACACUGUCUUCCUGGAGCCCAUCGACAGCAUCGAACACAUCCCCCCGGCGCGAUGGAAGCUCACUUGCUACAUCUGCAAGCAGCGCGGCUCAGGUGCCUGCAUCCAGUGCCACAAGGCCAACUGCUACACAGCCUUCCAUGUCACCUGCGCCCAGCAGGCCGGCCUCUAUAUGAAGAUGGAGCCUGUCAGGGAGACCGGUGCCAACGGCACCUCCUUCAGCGUUCGCAAGACCGCCUAUUGCGACAUCCACACCCCACCCGGCUCUGCACGCCCCAUCGGAGGGGCGGGAGGGACUAGCAUGGGCUCCUCCCACAGCGAGGGCGAGCUGGAGGAGGACGAUGAGCCCAGUAUAGGUCACGAUGACGACUCCAAGGGCUGGAGCUCAGAGCGGGCCAAGAGGGCCAAGGCCAAGUCCAGACUGAAGAUGAAGAGAGCCAGGAAGAUACUGGCUGAGAAGAGGAACGCUACGCCUGUGGUGUCUGUGCCCUGUAUACCCCCACACAGGCUCAGUAAGAUCACCAAUAACCUGACAGUGCCCAGGAAAAGCCAGUUUAUGCAGCGACUGCAUAGCUACUGGACCCUGAAGAGGCAGAGCCGGAAUGGUGUCCCUCUGCUGCGACGGCUCCAGACCCACCUGCAGUCGCAACGCAACACAGAGCAGCUACAUCCACAGCCGCAGGCGCCAGAGUCACAGGUUACCACGGUAACCACCACACCGUCUCUGUCUGGUGGUGUUAUCUCAGCGAGGGACAGUGAGGAGAAUAACUUGGCUCUGAAGGAGCAGCUGAAAGCAUGGCAGAGACUGAGACAUGACCUGGAGAGAGCGAGACUACUGGUGGAGCUCAUCCGCAAGAGAGAGAAACUUAAGAGGGAGACAAUCAAGGUACAGCAGAUGGCACUAGAGAUGCAGCUAACUCCCUUCCUGGUCCUACUGAGGAACACCCUGGAGCAACUACAGGAGAGAGACACCAGCAACUUCUUCACUGAGCCUGUCCCUCUGGCUGAGGUGCCAGACUACCUGGACCACAUCGAGAGGCCUAUGGACUUCCAGACCAUGUGGAAUCUACUUGAGUCUCACUGCUACCUCAGUUUCGAGGCUUUCGAGGCAGACUUUGGCCUCAUUGUCAACAAUUGUCUCAAAUACAACGCCAAGGAAACUGUAUUCUACCGCGCCGCUCUGCGCCUCCGGGAGAUGGGCGGGGCCGUGAUCAGAACCGCCCGCAGACAGGCUGAGCGAAUUGGCUUGGACUAUGACACAGGCAUGCACCUCCCCCGAGAGCCCAGCCAUGACAGCCAGCGUGACAGAGAGCGAGACCGAGAGAGGGAGCGGGAGAGAGAAAGGGACAGGGAGCGAGAACGAGAGAGGGACCGAGACGGAGACAGGCCGCUCUCUUCCAAUGAGGAGGACCUGCUCUUAUCAGAGAACCGGCAACGGCUGCCAUUGGAGGAGCAGCUGUGUUUUUUGCAGGCGCGCUUUGAUGAGGUCAGCUCGGGGAAGCACAGCAUCGGUCGUUCGCGGCGGGCCAAAGCCCUGAGGAAAGAGAUGACGGUCAUCAAGAGGAAACUAGCACACCAGAGAGAGGGGGGUUCGUGCAUGGGGGGCAGGGACUCAGGGGGCAGAGGGGACAGGGGACCAUCCCUUCCCCAUCACCCCUCCUCCACGGGACGCCAUGACGAGGGGGAGGAGAGCAGCAGUCAGGAGAUCAGUGGCAAGGAUCUAAGUGCAUCGUCUUCGGCUCUAGCUCCAGAGGUGGGACGUCGUACCUCCGUCCUCUUCUCCAAGAAGAACCCCAAAAUGUCCGGACCCCCCAAGAGGCCGGGCCGCCCCCCUAAGAACAGAGACGCGGGGGUAAGCCCUAGUCCGAUUGGUCCCCCCCAACUGCCCCUCCUGUCUCCCCCUCGGCAGAGGAAGAGACCCCGCAGCCCUCACAGCAGCUCCAGCUCCGAGAGUGACAGUGACGACCUCCUUCCGAGUCUGCCCACUAACGGUUUUGUUGGGGGCAACCAGCCGGUGACAGAGAGUUUUCGGGUGUACAGGAAUGAGAGGAGCCUCCCUCGAUCCAGCUCUGACUCUGAAUCCACCACUAGCAGCAGCAGCAGCGCUGCCUCUGACAGAACCAGUACCACUCCGUCUAAGCAGGGCCGGGGGAAGCAGUCGUUCCCUCGUUCCGCCUUCCAAGAGGACAGCAGUGAGGAGACAUCAGGGACAGAGAAUGACUCCUACUCUGUGGGAGGGUCACGCAGUGUCUCACACUGGUGGGGCCGGGGCCGAUCAGGUUGUAGGAUGCCAUCAGAUGACUACUCUUCCCUUGAUGCUCUGGACCUGGUGUGGGCCAAGUGUAGAGGCUACCCUUCAUACCCUGCUCUGAUCAUAGAUCCUAAGAUGCCCAGGGAGGGGGUAUUCCACCGAGGGGUCCCCAUCCCCGUGCCCCCCCUGGAAGUCCUGAAGCUGGGGGAACAGAUGACCCAGGAGGCCCGGGAACACCUCUUCCUGGUUCUCUUCUUCGACAACAAGAGAACCUGGCAGUGGCUGCCGCGCUCUAAGCUUGUUCCUCUGGGGGUGGACCAGGAGCUGGACAAGGAGAAGAUGCUUGAGGGAAGGAAGUCCAACAUCCGCAAGUCAGUGCAGGUGGCCUACCACCGUGCCAUGCAGCACCGCAACAAGGUCCAGGGAGACCCCAGCAGUGACACCAGUGACAGCGACUGAGCACACACACGUCUUUGCUGGUCUCCCGUUGUAUUGAUAGGGUAUUAUUUUCAGGUCUGUGUGUUGAUUGAUAUACCCUGUGGCCUUGGAGAGCCAUACCCCAGCACACAGUAGAAUCAGUGUGCCGGUGUAACCUAUUGGAAAGCACAUGCAACAUUCUCUCUCUCUCUCUCUCUCUCGUUCGUUCGUACAUACGUACGUACGUACUUUGUUGACACACACAGUGGUAUUUAAUCUGAGAUGUAAAAUAUGUAUUUAAGAGAAUUGAAACAAAAAGGGUAUUAAGAGGAUGGAAGACAAUGCUAUGCCCAGAAUCAUGAUGGAAAAUUGUCCUUGUAUGUGGUUGAUAUGAGUGUUUACCAGCUCAAAUAUGCGCAUACACACUUGUAUACAGUCAGGUCCAAAGUGAUUGCCACCCUUGAUAAAGAUUAGCAAAAAAGACUGUAUAAAAUAAAUAAUACAAAUACUCUGCUAUAUUGAAUGCAAAAAUUGUAAUUUUAUACUAAUACAAUUCCUCAGAGAAAGAGAUUUUGAUGGUGGGGGGUAAAAAGUAUUGGCACCCCUAUUUUCAAUUCCUGACCUUAUGAGGAUAAUGGCACUGAGCCUUUAGAAAAAGUGUUUUAUGAGAUUGAAGAACACAUUGGGAGAGAUCUUAUUUUAUGUUCAAUUGACAUAUUCUUUGUGGCUUUUGAUGUGUGCUUGGGGUUAUUGUCUUGCUGGAAGAUUCACUUGCGGCCAAGUUUCAGCCUCCAGAGGCAACCAGGUUUUUGGCUAAAAUGUCCUAGUACUGGGUAAAUUUGACCGUAACAAGGGCCCCAGGACCAGUGGAAGCAAAAUCGCCCCAUACAUUCGAAGAUCCACCACCAUAUUUGACAGUAGGUAUGGGGUUCUAUUUUACUCAUCUUUGUCAAGGGUGCCAAUCAUUUUGAACCUGACUACAUUCAAACAGGGAAAUGCAUACACACUCACACAAAGCUCUUCUCAUAGGAAAAUAUACACAUCCACACACCCCAUUGUGUGCACUUAUGGAUGGUUUGACAGUACCACUGGUCCAGCAACCCCACUGCCGCCGCCCCCUCUUACCCCAUGUCCAAUCACGGCCCAAUGGAGCAUGGGGUUGGAUGGCAUGGCCAAUCAACUGAGCAAAGCAUCUUCCUGCUAUUUAUUCCGUCUCCCAAGGACCUCCAGUCUUCUCUCCACUAGUCUAACUGACCGUCUUCACAACAUUGCAUUGUGCAGUCGUUUCCUCUACUCUUCCGUAUAUAUAUUUUUUUGUUGCCUCUGUUUACAUCUCUUUUUGUUCUUGUCUGUUGUACAAUUCUGGCUGCUGGUGAAUGAGGACUAAUGUGGAUAUGAUAAAACACGCCAGCCUCACUGUCUGUUCUAGUCUCAGGCCAAUGGCUUUAGAACUUUUAUAUAUACAGAUUACAUAAGAUAGAAGUUUAAUAAAAUAAUUGAGUUUUGUA
Messenger RNA from Oncorhynchus gorbuscha (pink salmon), 4775 nucleotides. Its product is annotated as peregrin-like. The record is from RefSeq and is a predicted model, not a curated record. The coding region runs from base 1 to 3309 and encodes 1102 amino acids. Gene Ontology annotation, cellular component: MOZ/MORF histone acetyltransferase complex. Gene Ontology annotation, molecular function: protein binding. Gene Ontology annotation, biological process: regulation of transcription by RNA polymerase II. NCBI's taxonomy places the organism in Eukaryota, Metazoa, Chordata, Actinopteri, Salmoniformes, Salmonidae. The transcript is spliced from 16 exons.